AUAUGGCAACUGUUUUAGAGUAUGUGCUGAGUGGAGAACUGCUGGUGGAUGCCUUAGUGACUUUCCUGAAACGAGAUUUAUGUGAUCCAGGUUUUGUACCUAAGGAAAAUGUUCCAAAACAACUGGCAGAGUUGCAACAUAUUCAUCAAGAAUUUAUUCCCUUCUUUUUAAAUUAUCUUCGAGAUCAAACUAUACAUCUCCUUCAGAGUUCUAAAUCAGCAACCCCUUCCCCUGCCAAAACCCCCUCAGCCCAGAAGUUAAAGAAAAGCAUAAGUGAAAAGAAAGGUUCUUCCUCCUCUAAGAGAAUUCAGUUGUUUGGUGCCAGUCCUGGAGAUGGAAUUGAUGACAUUAAACCUACAAGUGGUUCAUUUUUUUCCCCUAACACAUCAGUCGAUGUUAAUCCCCCAACUCUGAACACUCCCACAAAUGAAGACAAAAAAUCUACUCCUAAGGUUCAUUGCUCUGUUGAGAGGAAUCGGAAUUUCUCAUCUGCAGUUGGUAAUUCUGUUGACAGAGAUCAUAGAUCUAAGGGUAGUAGAAAUACUACACCACAUAGUGGAAGUAAAAAUAAUCAAGAUGGUAGAUCUAGACAUCGAUUCAGUCUUGGAGAGUUCAUUAUAUCUCCAGAAGUUACAUGUACAACUGCAAACAAAAGAAAGAAUUCUCCAUAUUCAUCAGGAAGAAGAAAUGAUAAACCAAAUGAUAACUCACCCUCGCCUGCUCCAACUAACCUGAAGUCUGGAAACAAGAAACGUCAUUCAGUUGAAUCAGGAACACAGAGAUCAUGUUCCCCUGCCCAGGUGUUCAGUCUCGGCAACGCUGAUGAGUUUCCACCUGUGGGGGGUGAUGGUAAACCAGUCACACCAAGAAUACAUGAUUUAGCAGUGGAGAAGGGAAAUUUGACAAAUAUGAUUUUAAAAAAUUCUCCUAACUUUGACAACACACCAAGAGCAGUGAAAUCCAACCCAAUCACGAAAUCUCGUAGGAUAAGUUUCACCACAAUACAACAGGAGGGAUCCUCAGAAUCCCCCACCCCACCCUCCAGAAGAAUCAACCCAACCCCCGUGUCAGGGAAACCAUUCAGGAGGCAGACAAAUGCCUUCAUAGAACAACAGGACUCAGAAAACAAGAACAGUAACUCGAGUUUUGAUCAGAGUCACUUAGAAGAGGAGAGAGAAUUACUCAGGAAAGAAAAAGCCAAGCAUCUUCAAAACAAAGUUGAGAGCAAGUCAGAUGAUUGCAGCUCAACAUCUGUUAGUACACCAACCAAGCUAGCCUUGGACCGUUCUGUCAGCACAGUGGAAAUAGUUACUGCUGAUAUUAAAGAGGUCACACACAAGAUUGAACUCGAUAAAUUGGUACAGCUGUACUCAGAAUGUCUCAAUGAGAACCUGUUUCCUAACCUGUCUAUGGAGCUGUACUUCCUGAUGCAGUUGUUGACGACGCGUAGUGUAGACCUGGACUUGAUAGCUGUCUGCGGAGAAGAUGUGUUGGAAAAUAAUUUUUUUUGUUCUGUCCACAACGCUGUAUAUUUUGCUGUUGGUGUUCUGCAGAGACAGAAAAGAUUACUUCAGUGCCUUGACAAAGUGACCUUGAGACUGUUGUCAGAGAACACCAGAAUCUCUCACUUUUCUCCUGAUCUAAGUCAAUGGUUGAUGACCAUUGUUGAAAGCAAGAACCAACAGGUUGGUCCCAUUUAUCCCAAGUCUCCUAUUGGUAGUGUGUCUUUCCAAGCAGAAACUGACAAUAGGAAAAACUUUCCUGAUGAUAGAACAUUUCAUUUAUUCAAAAAACAAAGGGAUGGAUUCUAUGAAAUUCUGAGGGAGUGGGAAACCAACCACAUGGUGCCGGGCUGGUCUGUCAGUGAUGUGCUAAGGAACAAAAUCCGGGCCUUGAUCAGCUCCAAGACAGAACUCUCCAACCACCUCCACUUCGCCAGACUGUUUCAAUCUCAGCUUAUCGCGAUGUGUAAAGGAGACAGUGGUUUAAUUGCUGACUCUGGUGAUGACAAUAUUGCUUUGUUAACUCAGUUAAAGCGUUCUAAUCCAGAAAAGUUUAAAAAACUGCAGGAGAGAUUUUCUAAGCCAUUAAGUUUUGGAGGCCCUUGUCCUGUCCCAGCCUUUCCUGGGUGUCAGGAAUUCUUCCAUGAUUUCAUCAUUGCUGCAUCCAGCACUAUUUUUAACCAGCAUUUGAGUGAUACCUUUGCAUCAAAAAUUCUUGAGUUGAAUUCAAUAUGUUUUCUCCCUGAAGAAGAAACUGGAAAUGAAGAUUCUGAUGAUGAACAGAAAGAGUUAUUUAUUUCUAGUCUCUUCACCCUGAGGCUGCUUGGAAAGUUCCUUGGCUUUGUGACCUUUCUACCUUAUCAAACAACCACAAAACUGCCAGAUGAAAUGGAGGCCAUGUAUCUGUCAAUAAGGAAAAAUCACCUGCCAUACUUGGACCUAGUGGAGUGCAUUAAGGAGGCCCUGUCCCUCCAUCGCCUUACCCUCACCAUCCCCUGGGUGGUGGAGUUCCUAAGCAUGAUGGACGUGGUAGCCCCCAAAAUUGACCACUUCCAGCUGACUCUAUUCUUACUAUUACUUAUUCAUAGAUCAUGUUGGAGAGAAUUGAAGCAUGAGAAUUAUGGUUGCCUCCUUAUUGUAACAAUGAUAAGCUGGUUGUUAGAUCUUUCAUUCAUACCAGAGGGCUUCUUCUUUGUUGAAAUUCCUCAUGAUGUGUUGGAUAUUUUACCAGAUGUUCAAAGGAAGUCUACAUUACAGCUGGACACCAUGGGAUUUGUUGAUCAAAGCGUGUUCUACUCCUGCUGUCCAUAUUUAUUAGAACUCAGAACACUGUUGACAGAGUUUGCUGUGGGCUGUAGCAGUAAAACAUCUACCAUCAGGAAAAUCACUCCCGUAUCAGCCGAGGAUACUACCAUCCCUAAACCAUCAGAUGUUCAAAUUCAGUUACAACUGGAGGAGAAUUUCUUCCACAAUCACCCAGCCUCUCUGAGGAGAUGUGUGGAUUUUGUGGCCGAGCGAACAGCAUCUAACUUCAUCAAGAAGUUCCGCUCCACCUCCCUACAGAAAUCCCUGGGGGACAGUAGGGAGGCAUUGAACACACACCUCAUGUCACAGGCGGGGGGCUCUCCUAGCGGGAAAGCAAAAGACAAGUUGCAGCAUGAUAUCUUGAAAAUUGCACAGGAUCAUGUUUCACAGGCCAAACUCACAGUGGCCAAAGAUGUAGGCAGUUAUUGUGAAGAGAGAAUCAAGGCUCUGGUGCCAUUGCUGUUACCAGAUGAACAGUCGGAUAGUGUGAAGCAAACUUCGUCAGGGAUUGCCACCCGAAUGUCACAGGAGAAGGUCCACUCCUGGAUCAACAGGCACAUCACUGUCCAGAUGUUUCAGUCGGAGUUGACAUUAGAGUUGGACAGAAUACUAAAGUCACAGCUUCUUAAUCAGACUCGAGCCAGCACGACGGGUUCAGAAGUGUUGAUCCCUGUGAAUGCUGAGUCCAGCUUUGAGGUGAUUGCCGGAGAACAUGAUGACAACACGAGACUGCCAUCGGAAGUUCUCAUUGACAUCAAAGAUGUGGUAAAGCUCAUUAUGCUGAGAAACGUUAAUCCUGGUAGGAAAGCUGUGAAGGACCUUCUGAUGGAGACCAAGGUCAUUCUGGAAAGAAGACAGGACUGGCUUCCUGGAAUAUUUAGAUCCUAUGGUCAGCUGGUAAUAGACCUAUGUCUUUCAUUGUUUUGUCAUUUCCCUGAAGAGUGGACUAUUGAGGACAUUGAGGAAUUUAAGGAGCUGUGGACGGGUCCUUUAAAGUCUGCCAUCCCCCUCUCCACUGUCAUGUGUAGUUACUCCCUGAAGAUGACAGAAGAAUCUCCCAAUCCAAAGCUGGCCUGGACCAACUUGGAGAAUUUGCUUCUGCUGUUGACUCAGCAGACAUUACUGACAACUAGUGAACUACAACAGAGCUGUUUAAACAUUCUGACAGAAACUCAGGAAAGUAUUGAAAACUUGGCUGUUUGUUUGUGCCACAUUAUGGAAAGACUUGAGCUUGAUCCAGAAUUUACAGAGGAGUGUGAAUUAGGGGACAUUCUGGAGUGGAUCUACCAGAUUUGUGGGGCGGAGGCCCCAGUGUCAAAACACAUACUUAAGACUCUGAAGUUGGAUGUACCACCAGGACAAGUGGUAGCUAAACCAUCUUCUGAGCAAGUCGAGACAUUGACCACUGCAAAAUGUGAAUAUUGUCAAAACGAUAAAGACAGUGAGUCAGAAUUCAAGACUACACACUCUAUUCAACAGAAGGAAGGUGUUUGUGAUGGUGAUUUAAUAAAUAAGUGUGAACAGAGUAAGAGUGAACAGAUGGACAUAGUUCAUGGGAAAUUAGAAUGCAUGUCUGUUUCUGUUAAGGAUCAUGAAAUAUCAGUUCCGAUUAAGUGAAUUGUAUGAGAAUCCAUUCCUGUUUAAUGUCUUUCAAUACAAGGGGAAACAACUAGUCUGCUUCACAGUAGAAAAAAGUGAAAUAAAAUUAAUACAUGUAUUUAUGUAUUUGUACUUCACAAAAAAAAAAUUUCAAUCUUCAAAAUAAAAGAUGACAUAUCU
Molecule: messenger RNA, 4586 nt
Organism: Saccostrea cuccullata (small rock oyster)
Lineage: Eukaryota; Metazoa; Mollusca; Bivalvia; Ostreida; Ostreidae
Product: codanin-1-like
Exons: 26
Coding region: 3-4424 (1473 amino acids)
Biological process (GO): chromatin organization
Cellular component (GO): nucleus
Source: RefSeq, a predicted model, not a curated record